This is a messenger RNA of Aspergillus tanneri, 1320 nucleotides long. It is a transcript of the gene rpt1, whose product is annotated as proteasome regulatory particle base subunit RPT1. NCBI's taxonomy places the organism in Eukaryota, Fungi, Ascomycota, Eurotiomycetes, Eurotiales, Aspergillaceae. Gene Ontology annotation, molecular function: ATP hydrolysis activity; proteasome-activating activity; ATP binding. The coding region runs from base 1 to 1320 and encodes 439 amino acids. The transcript is spliced from 4 exons. Gene Ontology annotation, biological process: proteasome-mediated ubiquitin-dependent protein catabolic process. Gene Ontology annotation, cellular component: proteasome regulatory particle, base subcomplex. The record is from RefSeq and is a predicted model, not a curated record.
AUGCCUAGCGCCACGGGAGAGAACUGGGAGAAGUAUAAGAAGAACUUCGCCGAUGACGAAGAACCGGAGAAGAAGAUCACUCCUCUCACAGAUGAAGAUAUCGCAGUACUGAAAACGUACGGCGCCGCUCCGUACGCGAAUGCCUUGAAGAAGCUGGAGAAACAGAUCAAGGAAAGACAGGCCAGUGUAAACGAGAAGAUUGGCGUCAAGGAAUCUGACACCGGCCUUGCACCUCCACACCUUUGGGAUGUUGCGGCAGAUCGACAGCGCAUGGCAGAGGAGCAGCCACUACAGGUUGCUCGCUGUACAAAAAUCAUUCAAGAUGAGAAAGACUCGGACAAGAGCAAAUACGUCAUCAAUGUGAAGCAGAUCGCCAAGUUCGUUGUCAACCUAGGGGAACGUGUGAGUCCUACGGAUAUCGAGGAAGGCAUGAGAGUUGGUGUCGACCGUAAUAAGUACCAGAUUAUGCUGCCUCUCCCACCGAAGAUCGACCCCAGCGUGACGAUGAUGACCGUUGAAGACAAGCCUGAUGUGACGUACGGCGAUGUUGGUGGAUGCAAAGAACAAAUUGAGAAGCUGCGAGAAGUGGUCGAGAUGCCUCUUUUGUCGCCAGAGCGCUUCGUCAACCUCGGCAUCGAUCCGCCCAAGGGUGCCUUGCUAUACGGGCCUCCCGGAACCGGAAAGACACUGUGUGCUCGAGCCGUGGCCAACCGAACCGAUGCUACAUUUAUCCGUGUCAUUGGUAGCGAACUGGUUCAGAAAUAUGUCGGUGAAGGUGCACGGAUGGUUCGAGAGCUUUUCGAGAUGGCCCGGACCAAGAAAGCUUGCAUUAUCUUCUUUGACGAAAUUGACGCGGUUGGUGGUGCUCGUUUCGACGACGGAGCCGGAGGUGACAACGAAGUGCAACGUACCAUGCUUGAGCUGAUCACCCAGCUUGAUGGGUUCGACGCUCGCGGGAACAUCAAGGUUAUGUUCGCAACCAACCGCCCGUCGACCCUGGAUCCUGCGCUGAUGCGUCCCGGCCGUAUUGACCGCAAGAUCGAAUUCUCCCUUCCCGAUGUGGAGGGUCGUGCCAAUAUUCUCCGGAUCCACGCCAAGAGCAUGUCGGUGGAGAGGGACAUUCGAUGGGAGUUGAUUUCUCGACUGUGCCCCAACGCGACGGGUGCGGAGCUUCGCAGUGUUGCAACAGAGGCCGGUAUGUUCGCCAUUCGAGCUCGGCGGAAGGUGGCUACGGAGAAGGACUUCUUGGCUGCUGUGGACAAGGUGAUCAAGGGCAAUCUGAAGUUCAACUCGACAGCAACCUACAUGCAGUAUAAUUAG